GGUGAAACUGAAAAACACAGAAGCAAACAAAGAGAGAAAGAAAGGAAGAAAAAGAACAGAAAGAGCUUCUCCUCUGCAACUGAACUGAAGAGCGCCGAUUUUUCUUCUUUGUUUCCAUUGAAAUGGUAAAAUCUAAGUGUAACCCAUGAAGCUUUAACGCCUAUUCUUCCAUUCUAGCCGUUUUUCUGUUCUUGUUCUUUGAAGAUUUCUUCGCCAUUUCCACGCUUCUUUGGCUACUGGGGCUUCUUCUUCCAUUGCAACUCUGUUGAUGAUUGAUGGUGUCGUUGGAGAAGCUUUUUUGAUGGAUUUCGAAUGGUUUAUUAGGGGGAAAUCGUGUUUAGUGAUCUAUUGAGUUUUUGGCUUGGAUCUUGAGAGAUAUGGAAAACGAAGAAAUAGCUCAGAAAAGCAAUAAAUCUGGUGAGACAGAUUUUGUGUUGCAGUGGGGGAAUAGGAAGAGGAUGAGAUACAUGAAGGUUAAGGAACCACAAAGAAUUAGUAGUAAAUCCGAUUGUUUAGGGAAGAAGAAAGUUUCUUCCAAAGGGGAUCGCCGAGUUCUUACAGCUAAUGAGAAACCUUCAUCAGCGCACCAAACACAUCGCCUUAACAAGAACAUUGUUUCACCAACUAACAAUCAAAGAACAUCCGUAACAUCACUCGAGAAGGAAGAUCGAUACUAUACGACGAGGGGUUCAAUGGGCGUGGAUGAAAAAGCCUCAAUGGAUCACACGACAGGGAAUGACCGAAAAGGGUUUGUGUGGCCAAGGCUCUACAUUUCUCUAUCUAGCAAAGAGAAGGAAGAAGAUUUCAUGGCUAUGAAAGGGUGUAAACUUCCUCAAAGGCCUAAGAAGAGAGCCAAGUUACUACAGAAAAGCUUAGUUCUGGUGAUGCCGGGCUCGUGGCUAUCGGACCUGUGCCAAGAGAGGUAUGAGGUUAGGGAAAAGAAGACCUCAAAAAAGAGACCCAGAGGAUUGAAGGCAAUGAGAAGUAUGGAUAGCGACUCAGAAUGAGAGACACAGAUAGAAAGACAUAUGGGAUUGAAUAACAUAACCUCUUGUUUGGUAGCCAUAUUUUGGUGAAAUUGAUAGCCCAUUUUUCAGAACUGAGAUGAUAUUAUUGUAAGUCACCCAAUUUCUUGUAGUGCUAUUUGUUUGGUAAUUGGCUAAUUCAGUAAAUUUAAUUCUAGAAAUCAUUACUUUUUGGAUUCU
Cucurbita maxima (winter squash) is the source of this 1205-nucleotide messenger RNA. RefSeq lists its product as uncharacterized. The coding region runs from base 378 to 1007 and encodes 209 amino acids. The record is from RefSeq and is a predicted model, not a curated record. The transcript has 6 exons. NCBI's taxonomy places the organism in Eukaryota, Viridiplantae, Streptophyta, Magnoliopsida, Cucurbitales, Cucurbitaceae.